Molecule: messenger RNA, 4750 nt
Organism: Danaus plexippus (monarch butterfly)
Lineage: Eukaryota; Metazoa; Arthropoda; Insecta; Lepidoptera; Nymphalidae
Exons: 17
Coding region: 119-3883 (1254 amino acids)
Molecular function (GO): FAD binding; 2 iron, 2 sulfur cluster binding; iron ion binding
Source: RefSeq, a predicted model, not a curated record
AAAUCAGACCAAUAUAACAUUUUGAAGCACCACAAACAACUUUCUACUCAUAAUGAAUACAAGAGCAUAGGCACGACCACAUCACUCAGUUUUAUGAAGUCAGACGAAAUCGACGGUCAUGGAUAGAGUUCACUUCAGAGUCAACGGAGUGCAUUGCUCGGUUGGUAACGAGGUGAGUUCCUCUAUAACCCUGCUGGAGUAUCUCCGGAGACACUUGGAGCUGCGCGGUACCAAAUACAUGUGUUUGGAGGGAGGAUGUGGAGCCUGUAUCGUGAACGUCACAAAACAUCCUGGAGGAGAAUCCCAAGGAGUCAACUCUUGCAUGGUACCUAUAACAUCAUGUAACGAGUGGGAUAUAACAACAAUAGAGGGCAUCGGGAAUCGUCUGCACGGCUACCAUCCAAUUCAGGUGUCACUGGCUGAGAACAACGGCACACAGUGUGGCUACUGCAGUCCAGGAUGGGUCAUGGCUAUGUACAGUAUUUUAAAAAAUAAAAAACCGACGAUGUUGGAAGUAGAGCAGUCAUUUGGAAGCAACAUCUGCCGGUGUACUGGAUACAGACCCAUCUUAGACGCGUUCAAGAAGUUCGCUUCAGAUGCUCACGACAUAUUAGAUAUCGAGGACCUAGAAAUAUGUAAAAAGUCUGGUCGACCGUGUGCGAAGAAUAGUUGUGACGAAUCUGAUUGGUGUUUUGUAACUGAGAAUGAAAUUAAUGAAAGAAUGUUACACAUCGUAUUAAAUGAUAAUAGGGAUUGGUUUAAGGCAACAUGUGUGUCUGAUAUAUUUGAUGUUUUUCAAGCAAAGGGUACACAAUCUUAUAUGUUGUUGGCCGGUAACACAGGAAAAGGUGUGUAUCCAAUAUUGGAAUAUCCAAGAGUUUUGAUAAAUGUAAAUGAUGUCAAGGAGCUGAGAGAACACUAUAUAGACCAAAACUUAGUGAUUGGAGGAGCGACGACCCUCACAGAACUGAUAAACAUAUUCGAUACAGUAGGCCGGGUCAAUUUCUUUGGAUAUCUCAAGAUAUUAAACGAACACUUACAAGAGGUUGCCCAUAUUCCUAUUAGAAACAAUGCAACAAUCGCUGGUAAUCUUAUGCUAAAAAAUUUGCAUCCUGAUUUCAAAUCCGACAUUUUCAUACUUUUCGAAACAAUCGGAGCUCAGUUAACUAUACAGACUGGUCGCAACCAACUAAAGAUCAUCACAAUGCAAUCUUUCCUUUCAGAAAAUAUGCAUGGAAAAAUAUUAUUAAAUGUUUUACUUCCACCGCUGAGUACUGAACAUAAGAUAGUAACUUUCAAAAUAACGCCGCGAUCCCAAAACGCCCAUGCUCUUAUCCAUGCUGGGUUUCUUUAUAAAGUAGAUCAUAAUGAAAGAGUUCUAGAAAGCCGAAUUGUCUACGGAGGACUCUCACCAUCAUAUACCAGAUCUUGGAAAACAGAAAGAUAUCUGAUCGGUAAACAACUUUUAAGGAAUGAGACGUUGCAAGGAGCCUUAAAAGUUCUUAACACAGAACUGGUAGUUACGGAAAGUCUGCCAGAUCCCUCUGUACAGUACAGGCGACAAGUAGCUUUAGCACUUUUCUACAAGGGACUUCUUUCUCUAUGCGCACAAAACAGAUUAAAUCCUCGUUACGUAUCUGGAUCCAGCAAAAUUCAUAAAACAAGACCAGUGUCUGAAGGAACUCAGAUAUUCGAUACGAAUCCAAGUCUGUGGCCUCUAAACAAACCAAUACCCAAACUGGAUGGUUUGAUUCAAUGUGCCGGUGAAGCAAAAUAUUCUGAAGACGUUCCAAGACUUCCGGGAGAAGUGUUCGCCGCAUUUGUUUUAACAACUGUGGCUCUGGGAAAAAUUAAUCAUAUUGACGCUAGUCGUGCUUUGGAGGAGCCUGGAGUAUUAGCAUUUUAUACAGCAGCAGAUAUCCCUGGCAGAAAUAGUUUUAUACCUGCUGUUAAUUUGUUUAACAGAGCUGAUGAAGAAUUCUUGUGCAACGGAGAAGUUAAAUAUUUUAAUCAGCCCCUUGGAAUAAUUGUUGCCGAAUGUCAAAGCAUUGCAGACAAAGCAGUACAUCUUGUACAAGUUAUUUAUUCUGAUAUAAAGAAUCCGGUCCUCGACAUCAGGGUUGCCAAACAUGAUCCCUCAAAACUGAAAUUGUUUCAAACGAUAAACGCAACUUCUGCUGGUACAGAUAUCGCUAAAGUAAUUAAAGGUGAACAUAGUAUCUAUACACAAUAUCCCUUCACUAUGGAAACUUUGGUUACUGUGACACAUCCUACAGAAGAAGGUUUAAGAAUAUACGCAGCAACACAAUGGAUGGAUUCAGUUCAUGUAGUGAUUUCAAGAGCUCUUCUCCUAGAUCAAAAUAGAAUAGAUAUUUAUGUCCGUCGUUUGGGUGGUGGGUAUGGCUACAAGUUAUCAAGAGUUACACAAGUGUCUCUAGGAAGUGCUUUGGUUGCAUAUAAACUCAAUCGACCUUGUCGUUUUAUACAAAGCCUUAGUACUAAUAUGAGAGCUACCGGGAAACGAUUGCCAUGUUCUACAAAUUUUGAGAUUUCAGUUAAUAAGACGGGAGUAAUUCAAAAAAUAAAUUAUGACCUCUAUACUGACAAUGGCUAUGUAAUAAAUGAAACUCUCGUAAUUCUGGGCGUUGGUUUGUAUAACAACGUUUACAAGAGUGAAACUUGGAACUAUAACGUGUAUGAAGUCAUCACAGACACUCCUUCGAAUACUUGGUGUAGAUCUCCAGGUACUUUGGAAAAUAUAGCAAUGUCUGAAUUGUUAAUGGAAAGAAUCGCUUAUGAGAUGAACUUAGAUCCGCUUGAUGUUCGUCUAGCAAAUUUAGAUACAACCAAAUAUAAUGAUAUACUUGAAAUGCUUGAAACAUUGAAAACUAAUUCUCAAUAUGAGGAACGUAAAAUAAGAGUAGAUAAAUUUAAUAACGAAAAUAGAUGGAAGAAACGUGGUUUGAGAUUUUCGUUUUUGAGAUGGGAUCCCAUUGGAACUCAAUACUUAGAGGUGAAUAUGUGUGUUUAUUACGAUGAUGGCACUGUUGCUUUAACUCAUGCAGGCAUAGAAAUGGGACAGGGAAUUAAUACUAAAGCUAUACAAAUAGCAGCUUAUUUUCUUAAAAUCCCCAUAGAGAAAAUUCAAGUCAAACCUAAUGAUACUGUUAUUGCACCUAAUUGUUUUGGAUCGGGGGGAAGUAUAACGUCUCAAAAUAUAGGAAUAGGUGUACAGAGAUGUUGUGAAGAAUUACUUAGAAGACUUGAACCAGUUAGAAACCAGUUGAAUAACCCAUCUUGGGAGGAAUUGGUGAAAAAAGCUUAUGAAAUGAAUGUAGAUUUACAAGUACAUGAUUUGGUAAGUGCUAAAGAUGAACAGAAAUAUAAUAUCUAUGGUGUAACCCUAGCCGAAGUUGAAAUAGAUGUUCUGACUGGUGAAUGGGAAAUAAUGAGAGUUGAUCUAAUUGAAGACGUAGGUAGAAGUGUUAACCCUGAAUUGGAUCUCGGUCAAAUUGAAGGUGCUUUUAUAAUGGGCGUUGGCUAUUGGACUACCGAAAAUAUUGUGUAUGGUCCUGAAAAUGGGGAAAUUCUCACGGACCGUACAUGGGAAUACUGGGUGCCUGGUCCUAGGGACAUUCCCCAGGACUUUCGGGUCUAUUUCAGAAAAAGAUCUUUCAGUACGGAGAAAAUUUUAGGAGCUAAAGCAUCUGGUGAACCUGCAACAUGUAUGGGAAUAUCAGUGCCAUUUGCUAUGAGAGCAGCUAUAGCUUCAACAAGAAAAGAGUCUGGAAUGCCUGAAUGGUUUCAAAUAGAUGGUCCUUUCACCGUUGAUAAAAUUUAUCUUGCAUGUGCUACAAAGUUUGAAGAUUUUAAGUUUUACUAAACACUUUGAACCAAAAUCUUAAUAAUAAUAGAAAAAGAGCUAUAAGAGAAAAAUAACAUUGGGUGUACCUCAAGACAUCCUUCUACAACCAUCCUUUUUAUUGACAAUUGCACAAAUUAUACGGUAUAUUAUAAUAAUACAGCUGUCACAUUUAUAAAGAGAAGUAAAAACACACACCAUGUCCCAUCCCUAUCCCUUAGCAAUGUUUAAUAGACGAGAUACUUGUGUUUUUGUUGAUUAGUCAUCAUGCUGGAACCCUGAAAUGGACUACAUUACUAAUAAAAUAAAAAAAUUGAGUUAGUUAUGUAGUAUAUAAGGACAUUCCAAAUGGUACCUCAAGAACUGGUUAAUAUAAUUUCUUAAAGAAAUAUGUAUUGCCCUUUUGAAUCAAUAAGGAAAGUGGCAUUAAUACUUCGCGUGGUGCAUGUAACACUAAAUUCAUGCCUUUGAUGCGGGUACAAAGUGCACAUUUAAAAAAUAUGCACAUACUUAAAAAAAAUACUCCAUUUAAAGUUUGUACCUCCUCCCUAAAUUAUUGAGUUUAACGAGAUUUGAAUAAAAAAAAAAAACAUUAACGGUCUAACGGACAUGUCGGUGUAGAUUCAAAAAAUGAGGACGGCCUUCACCAAUAUAAAAUAUGAUAAACGUCUCAAAUGUGUAAUAAAACCGAUAGAAAAACUGAAAUCUAUGAAAUGUCAUAUUAUGAGUGCAAACAGGCCAUACCAAGAUUAUAUGAAAAACAUAUUAUGAGCAGACACAAUUAUUGUUAAAUUCAUUCAUAAACUUUAUUUUUUGUGCAAAUAUUUAUAUAUACACAAACCUUUAAAGACUUAUAAUCAUAAAAUAUAUUUAAAAAUAUAAAUUGUC